AAAACAAAGAAGAAAAGUGUUUUGUUGUGACGUAGUCGGGUCGCAAAAGUUUUUUGAUUCGAAAUUAUCGAAAAAAUCAAAAUUUACGCUUGUAAUCGGCAUGCAAAAUUUGCACCAUCAAGGCAAAAAUGUUCUCCUGGUGGUGUGUCUGCUGUGCUUCGCUCUCAUCACAUCGGUAGCCGGCCUGCGGAAGUACACCAAAGAGGACAUGAUUCGCUUGCGGGAGGAAGUCCGAGCGAUGUUCCAGCACGCCUACGAUGGGUACCUGCGGUACGCGAGCAAAUACGACGAGCUGCGACCGCUGUCAUGCGACGGCGUGGACACCUGGGGCAGCUAUUCGCUAACGUUGAUCGACGCGUUGGAUACGCUGGCCGUAAUGGGAAACUACUCGGAGUUCCGGCGAGUCGUUGGGCUGUUGGAACGGAAGUCAUUCGAUUCGGACAUUAAUGUGUCGGUGUUUGAGACGAACAUUCGGAUCGUCGGCGGGUUGAUCAGUGCCCACAUGAUGAGUCAUAAGGCUGGGGUGGAGUUGGAACCCGGAUGGCCAUGCAAUGGGCCGUUGUUAAGGUUGGCGGAGGACGUGGCGAAAAGGUUGUUGCCGGCGUUCGAUACGCGGACGGGGAUGCCCUACGGGACGGUAAAUUUGAAGUAUGGGGUGCCGUACGGGGAGACUAGUGUGACCUGCACUGCAGGGAUUGGGACGUUCAUCGUGGAGUUCGGGGCGUUGAGUCGACUGACGGGCGAUCCUAUCUACGAGGAAGUUGCGCUGAAUGCAUUGUACGGGCUGUACAAUCAUCGAUCUUCGAUUGGGCUGUUCGGGAAUCACAUUGAUGUCCAAACGGGGAGAUGGACUGCGCAGGAUGCAGGGAUUGGAGCUGGAGUUGAUUCGUACUACGAAUAUCUGGUGAAGGGCGCAAUCAUGCUGAAUAAGCCGGAUCUGAUGCACAUGUUUAACGAAGGUCGCAAAGCGAUCGAUAAGUAUCUGAAGCGGGACGAUUGGCACGUUUGGGUCAGUAUGAAUAAGGGUCAGGUGACACUUCCGGUAUUCCAAUCCUUGGAAGCAUACUGGCCUGGAGUGCUGAGCUUAUUCGGAGACACGAGCGUAGCCAUGAAGACAUUGCACAAUUACCACACAGUUUGGAAGCAAUACGGAUUCCUGCCGGAGUUCUACAACAUCCCGAACGCGGAAGCCGGGGCCAAUCGGGAGAAUUAUCCUCUUCGUCCGGAGCUGAUCGAAUCGGUCAUGUAUUUGUAUAGGGCAACUGGCGAUCCCUACCUGCUGGAAGUUGGCGAGGACAUCCUUCGAAGUAUAGAAUACAGCGCCAAGACCCCGUGUGGUUAUGCCACAAUCAAGAACGUGCGCGACCACCACAAAGAGGAUCGAAUGGAAUCGUUCUUCCUGGCGGAAACGACCAAGUAUCUCUACCUGCUGUUCGAUCCGGACAACUUCAUUCACAACGACGGGCGCGUCGGAACCGUCAUCAAUACGACCUACGGGGAGUGCAUCAUCGAUGCCGGUGGCUACAUAUUCAACACCGAAGCCCAUCCGAUAGAUCCGGCCAUGCUUCGCUGUUGUCACGAACUUCCACAGCAAAAUCUCUUCGCUGACUACAACCACGAGAAGUACGCUGGAGACCGAUUAGACCUCAGUAGGACCCGGGAAGUCAACGGAGUCGAUUUGAAAGCCCCGGAAGAACCUAAGCUGGAGAACAUAUCCGUGGUGGAUGCCCAACUGGAGGACGCCAUCCCCGCAGCCGUUCUGGAAGAACUCGGCGCCAAACUGGCCGAAGCCCGCCAAGCCCUGACCAAGAAACGCCUCGAAGAAGCCUUCAAUCGCGCAAAGGAAUCUCUUCUUAAUCAGCAGAAUGAAUCCGCCACCCCGAAGAAGGACAUCAACAAGACAUCACCUAACGACGACAGCUUGAUAGUUCCGGUGGAACCGGUCGCUCCCACGCCGACCACCUCCGCAGACGAUCCCGAGCGGAUGACAACGGUAAAACUAACCCCCUCCGCCCGCGAUCCCGACGACAAAAGCUCAACCGCUCAAGUCAAACUCAACGAUAGUCAGCAGGACUCUUCGGAAUCAGCUCCCACUGUCCCAGCAACGCCCACACCUCCCCUGGAGGAGGAUGACGACGAAGACGAGGAUCUCAACUCGGUGAACAAAUUCUUCUCGGAGAACAGUUCCAUCGGAAGCGGCGGAGACGACGACCACGGCAUGGGAGAGGUUAUCCCACCCACCACCGCCGACGAAGAACCACCGCAACGGCCAACUGCGGCGACCACGGGUGGUCUCGGGAACAACACCAUCACCGAGUUCGUGCAGAACAUGUUCAAAACCAAGGUGUACCAGAAGGCCAAGUUCGAUGCGCAAGCACUGCUCGCCAAGGUGAAGGAAGCGGGCCAUCAGCGGAACAGCUCGUGGGCCAGCAACUAUGGGCUGCUCACGUGCAAAGCGCAACCGUUCCUGCAGAGGAUAACGCUACUGGGGGAAUUUUUCUAGAGGGCAUGGGUGGUACGUUAGGACAAUACUCAAAUUUGAUUGUGCUGAAA
Messenger RNA from Aedes albopictus (Asian tiger mosquito), 2553 nucleotides. It is a transcript of the gene Edem1, whose product is annotated as ER degradation-enhancing alpha-mannosidase-like protein 2. Bases 101 to 2503 code for a protein of 800 amino acids. Gene Ontology annotation, biological process: carbohydrate metabolic process; endoplasmic reticulum mannose trimming; mannose trimming involved in glycoprotein ERAD pathway. NCBI's taxonomy places the organism in Eukaryota, Metazoa, Arthropoda, Insecta, Diptera, Culicidae. The transcript is spliced from 2 exons. Gene Ontology annotation, cellular component: membrane; endoplasmic reticulum. The record is from RefSeq and is a predicted model, not a curated record. Gene Ontology annotation, molecular function: mannosyl-oligosaccharide 1,2-alpha-mannosidase activity; calcium ion binding.